Messenger RNA from Histoplasma capsulatum G186AR, 1979 nucleotides. Its product is annotated as diacylglycerol kinase. NCBI's taxonomy places the organism in Eukaryota, Fungi, Ascomycota, Eurotiomycetes, Onygenales, Ajellomycetaceae. The transcript has a single exon. Gene Ontology annotation, cellular component: endoplasmic reticulum membrane. Gene Ontology annotation, biological process: phosphatidic acid biosynthetic process. The record is from RefSeq and is a predicted model, not a curated record. Gene Ontology annotation, molecular function: ATP-dependent diacylglycerol kinase activity. Bases 297 to 1517 code for a protein of 406 amino acids.
CUCUGUACUGCCGUUUUGCCCUCUGUUACUUCGCGCGGCUUUAGGGGAACCGAAGGGACCCCACAGCGUCUGUGUUUGCUGGUCCAGAAUGCGCCUGCGUUUUUGAGGCGAGGGUCGCUUGACAAAUAACAGGUCUCUUCGCUCCAUCCCAAGGAAUAUUUGCCUAUUUCUAGCUUUCGUUCCUGGCCUUUGUCUUCUGGAGUUUCAAAAGGCUCUGGUUUUGAGAUCUUUCGCUGUCGUCGCCGCACCAAUAAGUCUAGAUCGCAUUUUCCAGCGCACCCGGGAUCUCCGCUGUCAUGUCAGCCCAAUACGCUGUCCCUGCGACGCCACGCGUAACUUCGCCGUCACCCACCCCGUCAGAUCGUUCGAUUGCCGAAAAUGUAGAGUCCCGUCGUGUCACACGAUCUGUGUCUGCGAGACAACACCUAUCUUCACCUCCCUCCAUCUCAGAGGAAAACAAAAAGCAAAAUGAGAGAGACGAGGAAUCAAGCCCGGACUCCAAUACAGACCGCCUCGCGCGAACCCGCUCCCGCAGUCCGACUGGGCUCUCGCCAGAUAAAGCACGUCGUCGGAUAACAGGACUAACACCUGUGAAUGGGGCAUCGAUUACAGGCAUAUCGAAAGCCGAACACCUGUCAAAUGGAUAUGUCCCUGCGAAUGGCCAUCUUUCCCCAUAUUCCAGCCUUCAAAACCGCUGGCGGGAUUUCUCUCGCUCCCCUUCACCCUUAGGCCUUAUACCGCUUCAUAGACACUACAGAACGUUUAUCCAUCGCCAUGAAAUCCCGCGCAAACUACUCCAUGUUUCAAUCGGCUUUGUCACGCUUCAUCUCUACUGCCGAGGGGUGCAGACCUUGAACGUGGCUCCCUGGCUUCUAACUGCGCUGAUCCCGAUUGCUGUUACCGACUUCCUCCGCCACCGCUAUCAACCUGUAAACAAGCUCUACAUUCGGUGCCUGGGGGCCCUUAUGCGAGAAACCGAGGUGACUGGGUACAAUGGUGUGAUCUGGUACCUCCUCGGAGCAUAUAUCUCUCUUCGUUUCUUCCCGAAGGACGUUGGUGUGGUGGGUGUUUUGCUCCUGAGUUGGUGUGACACUGCAGCUUCUACCUUUGGGCGUUUGUACGGCCGAUAUACCGUUCGUCUCCGCCGGGGAAAGAGUUUGGCUGGCACUCUUGCUGCCUGGGCCACGGGAGUCGCCACUGCGGUUGCUUUCUGGGGAUAUCUUGCCCCCUGGGUCGGUUCAUUCCCUGACGAUCCUGAAAGGUCGUUCAUGUUCAACGGCACUCUCAAUCUGAUUCCAAACUUCGCUCGGGCCUACCUCGGGUGGGCCGGCAUAUCUGCAACUACCGCAGCCAAAGCAGUGGUCACUGGACCCCUGGCUUUGGGCAUCAUGAGUAUGUGGACUGGAAUAGUGGCUGCUGGCAGUGAACUCGUAGACAUCUUCGGAUGGGAUGAUAACCUUACCAUUCCUGUCCUUAGUAGUGUCGGGAUUUGGGGCUUUUUGAAAACUUUCAGAUGAUAUGGUUUAUUUUCACUUCGCCGUUUUAUACUCUCGCUCCCAUUGCAUACACCCUUGCUUUUACUCAGAUGGUUCUUGAUGAUUUCAUUUUUACGAACACUACGUUUCCAACUCUAAAGUACACUUACGAUGUUUCCCUUUAUCCCUGGCCCUAUCUCGUCUCAUUUGUUACAAGCUCAUUCUAGCGUGAUUUUGGAAUCACAUUCCGGCAUACAUUAUGUUAGCCCCAGUCACCCCAUUUUUCGAUAUCACAGAUAGAUAUGACAACACCCCUUUCCUAUCGCUCCCCUAUCAUUUAUUUAUUUAUUUAUUUAUUUUUUUUUUCAUUUCCUAUAUUCGUUCACAACACAGGCGUUUCAUGCCAUUUUUGGAUCCUCGUGCAGCCCUUCCCGACUUUGGCGUUUUGGUUGAGGUGGAUAGUAUAGUUAUUAGUUUAGGAAAUAUAUAUUAUCUAUUCUAUCU